This is a messenger RNA of Portunus trituberculatus (swimming crab), 10580 nucleotides long. Its product is annotated as phosphatidylinositol 4-phosphate 5-kinase type-1 alpha-like. The transcript has 23 exons. The record is from RefSeq and is a predicted model, not a curated record. Lineage: Eukaryota; Metazoa; Arthropoda; Malacostraca; Decapoda; Portunidae. Gene Ontology annotation, biological process: phosphatidylinositol metabolic process. Gene Ontology annotation, molecular function: phosphatidylinositol kinase activity. The coding region runs from base 177 to 2897 and encodes 906 amino acids.
CCCGCCUCAGUCCCUCCGCCUCCACUGUGAAAGUGCAUCGACGGUAGCCAUAUUCUGUGAUUUUCCCGAGCCCUUCAACUGUGGAAGUGUAUUAUGUAGAACGGAAGAUAUUACAGGUGGUGUAGUGCCUGAGUACUAUUGAAAAACCGUCGCUUUGCCUUUACUAAUGAGUCAAAAUGGCCGAUACCGAUGUCCAGAGCAACGAUGUGGACACCUUGAGGCCAGCGGCGGGAGAUGGAGGUGCGACGGGCGACACUUCGGCAGAUAAGGACAAAUCGAAUCCAGAUGGCUGCCGGGAGACAAAGCCACGCCCUUCCCCUGUUGAUGUGGCAGCUGCGCAAAAUGCUGGGCAAGAUGGGGGUAUCAAGACCCCCACCACGUCCUCGGCGCAGACGCCUCGCUCUGCAGCGGGGCCCUCGCGCAACGACACUUUUCGGGACAGGGAGCGGAAGAUUGGCCACCGGAGGAUCGACGAGGGUGGCGUGGUCACAUACAAGAAGAUUGGCUCUAAUCAGUUGAUGGCGUCAAUCCAGCUAGGCAUCCAACAAGCUGUAGGCAGCCUAGCCAGUAAACCUGACCUAGAUGUUUUAAUUCAAGACUUUUAUGUUGUAGAAACUAUAUUUUUCCCAAAUUCUGGCUCUCAGUCCACGCCAGCUCAUCAGUUUUCAGACUUUAGGUUCAAGGUGUAUGCUCCAAUAGCAUUUAGACACUUUAGAGAUCUGUUUAGAAUUCAGCCAGAUGAUUAUCUGGUGUCCCUGUGUACAGAGCCGCUACGCGAGCUCAGUAACCCAGGGGCGAGUGGCAGCAUCUUUUACCUCACCAAUGAUGACGAGUUCAUCAUCAAGACAGUGCAGCACAAAGAGGCAGAGUUCCUUCAGAAGCUGCUCCCUGGAUACUACAUGAAUCUUCGGCAGAACCCCAGAACGUUACUACCAAAGUUUUUUGGCUUGUAUAAUUAUCAGUGUAAUGCCAAGAAUAUUAGGUUAAUAGUAAUGAAUAAUAUACUUCCAUCAUCAAUAAAAAUGCACCAGAGAUAUGAUCUGAAAGGCUCUACUUACAAAAGAAAGGCCAACAAGUAUGAGCGAAGCAAAGACUCCCCAACUUUCAAAGAUCUGGACUUCAUGGAGCACCAUCCCGAGGGCAUCCUGUUGGAGGCGGAAACCCACAAGGCACUCAUCAACACUAUUGCCAGGGACUGCAGGGUGUUGACGUCUUUCAAGAUCAUGGAUUACUCCCUGCUGGUGGGCAUCCACAACCUGGACUUGGCGGCCAAGAAGAAGGCGCAAGAGAAGGAGAGGAGAUUAAAUGGAGGAGGAGAAGGAGGUAGCAAAGGAGCUGGAGGAGGAGGAGGAGCAAGAGGGGGAGGAGGAGGAGGAGGAGGAGGAGGUGGAGGUGGAGGAGGUGGAGGUGGAGGAAUGGGAAGUAGUGGUGGUGAGGGAGCAGGAGGGGAGGAUGCAGGUGGGGAGGGAGCGGAAGGGGCCAGCCUUACUCGGUCCCGCUCCAUCAAUCGACACAAGUUGGUGGCUCACUCCACUGCUAUGGAAUCGAUUCAGGCCGACUCUGAUCCAAUAGACGAGGAGGAUCAAGUCCCUCCGGGAGGCAUUCCUGCGAGAAAUGUGAAGGGUGAGCGUUUGCUACUCUUCUUGGGUAUCAUUGACAUCCUCCAGAGCUUUCGACUCAAGAAGAAGCUAGAACACACUUUUAAAUCCAUGAUACAUGAUGGGGAUACAAUAUCAGUGCAUCGGCCAACCUUCUAUGCCCAGCGGUUCCUCAAGUUCAUGGAAAACACUGUGUUCAAGAAGAUUCCAUCACUGGAUCUUCCAGAAAUCAAAGGCGGCCAUCGCAAAUUCCGAAAUCUGGUCUCCAGCUACAUAGCCCUAAGGCACUCCCCAUCGCGGCGGCGAGGUGCGUCCUUGAGGGUGAUGCGGCCCAUGUCUCAGACGGAUCCAGAGCAUCCAUCGGAGCCUCAUGAGGGACAGGAAGGAUCUUCAGUACGCAGUAAAAGAAGUGCAAGCGUUCGAAGCAGAAGGUCUGGUGGAAGACUGACAGGAGGGUUGACAGCCAUCACCUCCACUGCCACAUCUGCCGCUGCCACCACCACAGCCACCUCAUCCCCUGCUGUAACUGUCACCCCUGGAGCAGUGGCGGCAGCGACGGCUGGAGGGGGAGGCCCGGUAGCAGCUGGUUUGGGGACGGGGACCCCCUCCACCCCGGUCAAUCUUCCAGCUGUGCUGCAGGACCGGCCUCACUCUGGCAGGGGGCGUGUACCUCCUCCGGUGCCUCCGCGCUCACCCCGGGGCGGCGGUGCCACUCAGGCUGCCCCUGUCACUUCUUCAUUUUCCAUUUCCCGAGGGAGUGGCAGGGGCAGUGUAGUCACUGUAACCAGUGGAAGUACUGUGCCUCCAGCCACUUCCACCCCUCCACCCCCAUGGGAGGCAGGCGCUUCCUCCUCCUCCUCACCAAAAAUCCAAGUCCGUUCCCACGUGACAACCGUUGCCAUCCAGGAGGACCGCACUGAUGUCGUCAGAAAGGGUCAAAAGUUGCGCUUUAAGGGCCUUGCCGAGGACCCCCAAAGUGUUACUGACCCGGUGCUUGUUAGCUAUAAGGAGAUAAAAUCCACCACUUUAAGCGUGAGUGACGUGCAGUUGGAGCCCCGGCCAGACUCCAAGGCAUCGCUGGGUGUGGACACUAACGUGGGGCCAACAUCUAUGGUCCGUACCCUCACCUGGACACCCCCACUGUCUGUAGAGGGUAGUACCCCUACCUGGACCGAGGGAACCCCCAGCUUUACAGAGUCCUCCUCUAGUGGAGAUUUAGGGUGUCCCACUACUCCAGUCCGCAGUCUUAACACCACCCAGGAGUCCAAUGAUAUCCUCUUCCAUGAAACAGAGAUGUGAGUUUGCACCAGGCAUCCAUGUCAGUUACACUUCAAGGGCUAGACACUGGUGACUAGCAGGCUCUUUGGGCAGCCAUAGUGCCCUCUACUGCUCUCUCUGCCUCUCUUCUUCCUUCAGUGUGGUUUACCUCUGCGUGCUGUAUACUUGUAGCAAGGUGCUUCAGAUCUUCACAGAGCUGAAUUCUGUAGCUUUCUCUCACUCCAUCAGAUGCUCUCUACAUAUUGUGGUCACACUUGUAAUUCAUUGGCUUUGCAAUGCCAUGCGCACAAAAGACAAGCUAAGAUGUUUCAUGUUGAUAGUUAAAACACAUCACCUUUACCAUUGUCACUUGGCAUUAGCCAGCUCGUACUGCCACGAGAAUUCAGUCAGUUAUGGUGGUCUGUAGCAAAUAUUUUACACUUGAAUGUGUAACUAAGGUCCUUGGAGGUAAUGCCAAGAAAUUAUCACUUUUAUUCCAUCGUGGGGACAAGACCCAAGCCUUAAAGUAAAAUGGUUUAAUGUUUUGGAGAAUAUUUUUCUCCAUUAUUGGGUAAUGUGUGCUUUCAGCUUAGUUCACUAAGCUGACUGAUGCAUAAUACUUGAGAACUGUAAAGUAUUGUUGUAUGAAGUGUAGCCAGGUAGAUAUAGUUGUUAUCUGCUCUAUUCUGGAAUAGUAUGAUUUUCUGAUGGACCUGUAUAGUGGGGGAGAAAACAUUGAAUUCUGUUGAAUAUUUUCCAUGCUGUUUAUAUGCAAUUGAUAUUAUAUUUGGCAGGAUGUAAAGGUACCUGGCCCUCUUAAUUACUUGUGGUUAGUUUACUACAGAGACAAUCCAUUUCAGUAUUGUUUACUUACCAUUGAGAUUAGGUCAACUUUCAGUAAAGAAAACUAAUUAUUAGGUUGUUAGACACAACAGUUUGGGCAAGGCCUCCAUAACCACAUAAUGGGGUGCUAACUUAACUUGCAUUAAGGGAUGAGAAUAUUUGGGUUUAAAAGUUCACUCUUUGAUUUACCAAGAAUUGUUGAAAUGUUGACUCAUCCAGACUAUGACCAAAGAUAAGAAAUGAAUGAAAGGUCAGUAUGCCAGUUGUUUAUGUUAACAUUCACAUGUUUGUUGCCAAGUUAGGAACCAUGGGCUGAAUAAGAAUGAAUGCUACAGCCUCCAACAAGGUACCUUUCAUUCACUGCCUCCUUGUUACUGUACAGUAUGAUAUUAAAAAGUGGUUGACAGUUAUAGUUCUUGAUGUAUAUUGUGGUUAACUAUUUUUUAGAGCUCAAGUACAUGAUUUUGUAAGUCUUAUCCAACGCAGCUUUCUACAAUAAAUGUCCUACAUGGUAAUGUGUACUUGUGCUGUAUUACUGUCUUGUGAGGUGAUGGGUGGAUGUGGGCUGGCUGGCUGGCUGCAUCUUCCCUCCUCCACCAGUUGUCAUAGAACAGCUGACUUACUGGGGAAGAGUAAACCAUCCUGAGCAAUUAGCAGAGAUGCUGAAUAGUUGUCAUCCAUUUAAAGCUUAUUUGUCUCAUGAUUUGAUUUUUCUAGUGUUUGUUUCAUACAAGGUGUGCCCUCAGGAAACCACAUGUCUGAGGUCCUUUAUGUUAUUUUCUUGUUUGAGAGAUUUUGCUUCAUUUGUUGAUGUAAAAAUGUGUAAUGAGUAUUGUAUUUAGAUCUAUUUCACGAACCAGUUGGAAUUGAUUAAUUUUAAAUAUUUGAUGUUUAUUAGUACCACUGAACUAAUUUGUGGAAGUCACAACCAUUUGAGCCUUAACUACAAAGAAUAGUUCAAGGUCAUGGGACCAGCUCAUAGAGAUUUCUAUUCUUUAGUAACUAGUGUCUAUGAGUAGCCAUGGUGGGUGUGUGAAUGACUCCUGCCACACCACUGCCCCGGGCCAAGUGAGUCCCACUCCCGACACUAUGCAAUCUUGCUUCUGUCACUUAUUUUAUCUUCAAAGUAACUUGUCAAUGUUAUAAUAGGUAGUGUCUCAUCCACAUCAUAUCUACGUAUGCCAAAAGAAGAUGAUCACUAAAUGAAGAUGGUGCCAUAUGACCUAGUAGUGGCUCAGGUUUCAAACAUUCAUCCACUAAUGAAAGAAAACUUAUGCCAAGAAUUUGCAGGUUAGCUUAUGAACUUAUAUUUUACCAUUAUCUUAAAAGACAUUUAUUUAUGCAUUUCUUUUUUCAUGUAUGAUUGGUGAAAGCAAAUGGCAUUAGACAUGAAUGCAGGGGCUUUUAAUAAAAGUAUUACUAGGAGUAUUUGUGGCUCCUACAAUGAGAAGUAAAUUGGAGGAGGCCUUCCAGCUCAGACUGCCCAUCCCUUCACACAAGUGUCUUGAGUGCCAGCUUUAUAUAGGCGAGUGUUAUAUGAAGCCGGCUGUAUCUCAGUGUACUGUAUCUCUGCUGUGUUCUCGUACAUAUCUGUGUCACUAAGAUAACUGUACGUAGCUGAGAGUAGGAACUAUGUCUACCACUCCUGUUACCUUCUCUUGUUUUGAAUGCCAGCUGUUGUGUGUGGUGAUCUAGGAAUCUCAUCCAAGUUUUGUUUUGUAGCAGUGAAGGCUCACUGGGGUUCAUUGUGUUGAAUCUGACCUGUGGAAUGCUACUAUGGUUACUUUUAAGUUGUGAAGAAAGUUGAAUGUGUUGGGGUUUCAUAUUUAUCAGUGAAGAGAAAGUAAGACAAACCUACUAAAAUUUCACUAAUAUAAAACAUAUAUAGAAUUAAACAUUGACCAAUGGAGAAUUCUUCAUUAUUUUCUAGAGUGAUCAUUGCUUUAUACAUUUAGCUUGGAUACCAAUGUGAUAGUCAUACAGAUUUGAAAGACUCCUAUACGCUUAGAAUGAGUUGAUUCAUGUCAAGGCUUGCAGUACAUAUAAAACACUCAUUGUUUUGACAUAGUGAUGGUUAUGUCAAAGGAAUAGUUCACUCACUGUUGUUCAUAGAAUAUGUGAAUAAUGUUGAUGUGAGUGGUUAGAGAUGGAUAAGUGGAUGGAAGGCCGCUGGCUUUGUUAUUAUUUAUGCUUCAGUAAAGACACUAGCCUCUUCAUCAUGUGUGUGUGAACAGAUUAUCAGGUGACAUAGCUAACAUGUGCUUAAGAGAGAGAGAGAGAGAGAGAAAGGGAGAGAAAGAGAGUGUGUGUGUGUGUAUGGGGGAGGGAGGGAAGGGAAAUUGCCACCAUAACUGUGCAUUAAUCUAAAGUAGUUUAAGCUAUAUUAGCAUAAUAAGUAUACAUGUAUGCAAGUUUGAGUGCAUGUUAUGAAAUGCUUUAUAAAAAUUACACAUUUUAGGAGAAUGUCAGGUAAUGAGUAAUGCUACUUUUGCUGUUCUCUUUCAUUUGUGUUGAAGAUUGAGUCUGGCUGCAAGCCAUGCAUCAUGAAAUUUGUGAGUGCCUGAUGUGUUAGUCUUGUGUCCUGGAGGCAGUGAAGCUGUUGGUGGUUAGUCUUCAGGACGAGACAGAGUAUAACUAAGUUUUAAAAGUGUGUAAUGUAAACAGCUGUUUCUGUAUUGACUAGUUAUAUUUAUAACUUUUUCUAUGAAAAAGUACAAUGUCUCUAUAAAACCACAACUUUGGUGUGGUUGGGAAAGUUGAAAAGUAUGAAUGUUGUUCUAGACAAAGACUGUGUUGCUUUACAUAUCUUCUGUGAUUGGACGAGUGAUGCCAAGGCAAUAAAAAAGUACUCAUUUAACCCACUGCUUGAGUGAUUGUUGUCCUGCAGGAGAGGGAUGAUUGGGCCUGCAUGCUAGGUAGCCUCACAGGAAAGUCUCUUGGAAAGGUGGGCCUCACCUAAGUUUAAAUGUCUACUUUGUUCAGUAAUUUUAUUUUCUUACAGAGAUGAACCUUUCAGUAUUGUGAUGAGCAAGAAAGGAAAUGAAUGAAAGAUUUCUGUCUAGUACUUGGAUCACAUGGAUCUUUAUAUGCAACUUCAUCUUCUGAAUGAUCUUCAAUAACAAUCAUAAUCAUUCAGACAUUACUUGGAAACUGUGAAUCGUUUACACCAAUUCAGUACAGAGCUAUAAUUUGCUAAGGAAGUGUAAAUGUACUGGCUUUAUUUGGCAUAACUUUAUCCAUCUUUGGUGAAGCAUAAUCCUUAACCAGCCUCUCCUUACAACUGAUGCAAUUGGAAUGUUUCGCUUUCUGUGUGUUCAGUUCCAUCUUGAAUAACAUCAUGAAUUGCUAAAUGUAUUGCUUCCAAAAGGCUACAAACGUUCGCUUCUCAAUGUUUUCAAGAGAUUCAAUUAUGACCAAGCUUUUUUUGUAAUCCCUUGGCUCAAAACUGAACUAUUACCAGUCAGUUCAGUGUGUGACAGCCUUCCACACCCAUAACUUAACCCAUCACCUCUCUGAUAAAUUAUGGACAUGAACUUGUUUUUGUAAUUAUUGAAACUAAUCAAUGUUCAUUCAAGUGCCAUAUAAUGAAGCAAUAAUGUUAUGCACCUGAUUUCUCAAGUUGUUGGCUAGCCUUAUUGAAAUGAAUUCUGCCACUGUCAUUAGUUUUUCACAUACAAGUAGUACAUACACAAGCAUUCUUGGUGAAGGCAGUACAAUCUCCAGGAACACAACUUUGCCUCAGGGUGGAGCUUGAAUUUAGCACAUGACUUUGUUGAUUUAAAAAAUUAACAAUUUCUCCUACAAUUUAAUAGCAAAACAUUUCCAGCGCAGAUUACAUGAGGAACUUUAAUUGUUCUAAGUUGUGUACCAACCAACAGAAACAACACUUCUAAUAAACUGGAUUAGAGAAUUUAUGCAACAUUAAGGUUGGCACUUUGAUCCUAAAAUAAAUUUACUAAACUGGAUUAGAGAAUUUAUGCAACAUUAAGGUUGGCACUUUGAUCCUAAAAUAAAUUUACUAUGAUUAAGAAACAUGACUGCUUUGAAACUAAGUAUGUUGGGUUAAAGGGUGACUGGCUAUAUACAGUAAGAUGACCCCAGGUUUUCAAGAUAUGGUUUAAUAUACAAGUGAUUGUUGUGCGAAACGACCUGCUUCAUGAUGCACGUGUUCAGCAAAAAUGAGUCUCCAUCAGAGGCUUGUAGGAUUAUGGAGAGAAGAUGGGCCACAUGUGAGAUGAACCAAGCCAAUCACUGCUGCUCAAGUCAACUUUUCUAAAUUGUUUAGAAUCCCAGUGAUAUAUUAACAGCUGUAUCAUGAUGUACCAAUACACAUCAUUCAAAGCUGGCUACUAAGUGAUCUUGAUGUCUUGAUUUAUUCGAGAGUAUCACAAGAUGCUGCUGCUGCUGCUACACUCCUGCCUGCAUCCACUUAUACUACAUACUCCAGUGUUAUUCAUUUGGUUUGACAUGAAUGCACAAUUGUGACUUGCAAGAAUCUCAUCUUAUUUCAAAGUUAUGAUUGAAAUUACAUAAUAUUCCUUUAGAUUUUAUAGUGGAAUUUUCUAUGUGGUGCAUCCUUAACAAGUCUUACACAAAGAACAAACCAUUGACUGCAUCAGAGCAUAGUGAACUAUAAUUGUUCUCUUAAUGCACCAUUUUGCACUGGUGCUUGUUAUUGUUAUUGUUGUUGUAUGUUUAUUUAUGAUUUAAUGUCUGGCUUUCACUUUACCCAGGUUAUAUAAGACAAUCCCAAGGUUUGGGUGAUUCUUGUAUUGGUAAAUCAUGUUCUAUUUUUAAUCCAACAUAAUGGUACAUUUAACUCAAAAGUGAUUAAGGUAUCUACUGUAUUUGUUGACAUAUAACUAGCAUUUUUCCCUUCCUCUUGAAAAUAUGCCCCUGAAAUUAUCCUGCAUGAUUUAUUCUGAUGGUAAACAGGAUUCUAUGGGAGGAAAGAUCUGUUGUGAUUGUUGUUGUAACAAAUGUUUCCCCCCCAAACUUGAGACUAGCAAUCUUAUGAUAUUACAUUAUGAUUAUACUGUAUGAUGUUAUGGCAUUUUUUGCUUAUAUUGUAUUAUAGCAAAAAUUCAAGUUUCACCUGCAGUACUCAAACUUGAAUUAAAGUGUCAAGAGUGGUGUCUAGAAUAGAAACCAUUUGUUGAGAGUUGUAUACUAUAUGUUUUGUGUUCACUGUACCACACUCCAAACCACUUUCAGUUAGCAGUUUUAUAUAUAUUAGUAUAUUAUGAAUAUAUUUUCAGUGUUCCAACUAAAUCUUCACUCAAAAUAUAGAUUUUAUUAUAUACACUCACAAUAAAGGUAUUGCUAAACCACAACAGAAAGGAACAUUAAGAUAUUUUUUUUAUCUUAAUUGUACGCAUCCAUCUCCAAGGAAAAGCUGAGUGUUGUACUCACAAGAAGUCACUGAUGCCAAGCUUAGGAAUCUCUUCUCAUUUUUACACUUUAUUGACUUUUCUCAGUCAGACCUACAAGGGGGGAAAAAAAACAUACAAGAUCACUUGACUAGGUUAUAAGCAUCACCUAAACUUUCAGCCAAUGCUUAUGACCCAUAAUUUUUAUAUAUAAUUUCAUUCUGAUAUAUACUACAAAACUAUACAUUUGAAGUGUGAUAUUAUGAAAGGAAAAGAAAUAGUACUAUAAUUUAAAAAAAUAUAUAUAUUUUUUACUUCCUUUGUUUACAAAAUUAUUUUGUUCCUGAAAUUUACCAUAAAAGUUCUAUUGCCUAUUAUUUGAUAAUGAAUGUUAUAUGCCAAUUAAUACAGUACUAAUUGAUUUUACUUUUUUUAUGGUUUAUGAAAAUAUCAUUCGUGAGGACUUGUAGCUUUGAACACGAGUGGCAGGCGUCAGGUGAAAGGGGAUGAGAAGACCGUUAUUUUGUGUGGUGGCUUGUGUUCUUGGUGGUGUGUGAUUGGUGGCAGCUUGACUGAUUAAAAGCAUUCCACUCCUUAGUUUUUCUCUUCAUAUAUAUAUUUUAUAGUCAUCAUAGAAAACAGAGAGUCUUGUAGAGUAGUAGUCUGUGUAGGUUUUAUAACAGCAUCGCCUACACUUCAUGUCACUUGUUGGGCUGCUACUGAGUACACAGUUUGUCAGUAUUUAAUUGAGUCAAAAGAUUGUUAUCCUAUCUGCACCUGGUGUUUAGCUUUGUUGAUAGGGCAGGUCUGUUUCUGAUCCAGGUGAAGUGUUUGUAGGAUGUGAUGGAAGACUUCAAGCGAUGCGGAAAGAGUGGGUUCCAGUAAUCUAGUGUGAAUCACAUCCGACUUUGGUCAUAAUUCUCAAACGUCUUCCUUUAUGGCUGUAAAAUCACCCUCCUCCUGCUCCUCCAACUUCAGAGUUCCUUGUGUUGGAGAAAACUAUUCAGAAUCCAUCAGUGCAGCUUAUUCAGUGAAGCUUCAUUGAAGUUAAUUUUAUCCUCACAUGUACUCUAUUCUAAACAUUUCUCUGGUCAUUGUCACUAAACUGAAGCUGACUCACUAUCCUGGGCUUGAUGCAAUGCUAUGAUCUUACUGACUUGCUUGUCAUAUUUUCCAAAACAAGGAAUAAUCUUAGUUUGUAGCCAUGUAGGAUAAGAUGGUCUUGCAUACAAUAGCCAGACACCCUUAAUUAGAGAUUAUACGGAGUCAAAGCCUGAUGUUUCAGCCAACAUAACUGCUUCUGGCUGGAUAACAAUUCACCAGGUGUAUACAUAUACUAUAUAUUUUUUUUUUUAUUUACGUUUUUCCCACUUAUGAGUGAUAGAUGGAGAUGUUGUCUGUGUAUGUGUCAAGUUUGUCCUAUUACAUUGUCCAGAAAUCUUGUUUGUCUUGUGAUGAUGCCACUUGUUUGUAACAUGAUAGAGUCGAUCUGAAGUAAACAGAAAUGUGGAUA